Molecule: messenger RNA, 2494 nt
Organism: Paramecium primaurelia
Lineage: Eukaryota; Ciliophora; Oligohymenophorea; Peniculida; Parameciidae
Source: the annotation of a GenBank genome assembly
AUGGGAGCAAACUAGAGUCAACAAUAGGGAUAAUUAGAAAAGAAGAAACUGAGAAAAAGAGAUUAUCUAAUUGGUAUGUGCAUGAGUUAAUUGGCAUCAAAAGAAUCAAAUGACAAUUCAAAGCUAAGAAAAAGUCUAUCUGAAAACAUGAAAUUAUAAAGUCAAGAUAUCCUGACGUAUAAUGAAAUGCAGAUAUUUUAGAAAAAUGAGCGAGGAAGAGAUGCCAAAUAAUCCCAUUAAAAUCUUACAGUAUUUCUUAAAUUUCUUGACAAUACGAGAAUGUUUUUAACUUAAGCUAGUGAACAAAAAACUAAAAUUCAUGGUAGAGAUGAGUAGUAACAUAUAUUCAAACUUUCUUACUUAAUUCUAUUUACGCAAACUACAGCUCAGAUGUUUUGUAGAAUAUGGAUUACAUUAGAGAUUUCUUUCCGUAUACUACUCUCAAUUAUUGAGUAUAGAAACUAACUAAGAUGAAUCCUGGAUUAGAAUAUAUUUGAGUUUCUAGAGAAGCAUGUAAUACUAAAUGAAUAACAAUUAGAUAAUAAAUGAGAAUAAUAGAAGAAGAGAUAUAAAAGACAUUUAAUAUAGAAUAUCCACUGGUUGAUAAGAUCUUAGAAAUAGGUCGUAAUCCAGUUAUGCCUAUUCCUUUAUUGACAGAUGAUAUUCUUAAGUAAUGUACAACUAGCUGGUUUCAAUUAGAAUUGGCUUAAAGAACCACUGAUUAUACAUCUGUUGAAAAGGUUCCAUUAUUAGAUGAAUUAACAGAUAAGAUUUAUUAAGAUUGUUUGUCUAAAUUUGAUUUUUCAAAUAUGAAACACACUUAAUUAUUAUUUGAAUUAAGAUGGGUUGUAAUUGAUAAUUUUCUAAAGGAUCCUACUAUAUUAGAUUCUGAUAAUAUACCUCUUUUGUUAAGAUUCUUACUUUAAAUAUUCAAUUUCAUUUAUUAAAGAUGUUUAUUUAGUAGAAAUGUUUUGAUGAUUACAAAAACAGAAAAAAAUCCAGCUAUGUUUUUAAAUAUGUAUACUAUUUUAUGGGAAUCUUAUGUUGGAAUGAUGUGGGCAUUAAAUAGAGCUUUAAAAAAAAUAUUUAAUAAAAUAGAUUUGAUAUUUGAAGAAUAUUUUACUACAUAAUUUCCUAAAAUUACAUUUACAAGUGCUCUUGCAAGAUUGUGGUCAUAAAUUGUAAUAAAAGGUACUAGAAAUUCAUAAAUGGAUUCUAUUGAAAAUGAAUUAUUUACUUCAUUUGAAAGUCUUUUAAAAUAAAAAAGAGUUGUCUUAUAAUAAUUUUAUAUGAAAGAUCAUUGUACAAAUGAAUAAUAAUUAAUUGGUUAAAGAUCUAAUGAUGAUUAUUUUAAAUAUUGUCCUAGUGCUAUAAAUUGUCUUUUAAAUAAAUUUACUUCUAAUAUACUUGAUUUGUCAUUACAUGAAUAAAGUAUAAAUUGGAUUGGACACUCAAAUGUUAAAGUUGGAUCUCUUUAUGGAAUAAUAUUAGAUAUAGUAAUUUCAUAAGCUAAUGAACUUUAUAGUAAAGCAUCUUAAUAAUUAUCUACUAAUUAUUUAGUUUUCAAAGAUUAUAUUAUAGGUAUAUAUAUCUAAUAUUAAAUUACUAAGCUGAUUCUAAUUUUAUGUAAGAAAUUCUUAAUUAAUGGACUGUAUAAGUUUGUUUGUUACCUAGAGGAAUUGAAUAUCUUUAUGAAAAAGUUAAAAUUAAUCUUAGAUAACAUGUACUUUCAUGUUAAUUAAAUUAAUAUAUAGUAGAAUCUACAAAUCAUAAUUUUGAAGAUAAUAUUUUAGAAUCUAAAAUAAUUGGUAAUAAUUUUUAAUAAUUGUAAUUGAAUGAGCCAGAUGAUUUAACAUAUCGUGUUGAAAGAGAUGAUUCAUUUUUAGAAAAUGUAAUCUGUGAAAUUUUAAAAGAAGAAAAAAUUUCUUAAAAUGAAUAAGAUUAAUCUUAAAUUCCAUUAUAAUCUGUUAUAAAAUAACCUUCAUAUUAUUAAUAUUCAUCUGCUAAAUAAUAAAGUAUUAUUGAAGGUGAUUAUAAUAAAAUAAGAAUGUUAUCAACAUUUACAUCAAGUACUAGAGUAAGUUAGAUUACUCAAUUAACUAGUGUUUAUAGUUAAUAAAUUAUGUCAUCUUAUAAAUCUAAUUUAAAUAUGAAUUAAAUUAAAGAUAUUAAAACUAAAUUAGAAUAAAAUUAAUGGGCUAUUUAUUUAAAAGAUAUAUACAAUAUUGAAAUUGAUAAUAAAAUGAUAAUUGAAAAAAGGAAUAAUCAAAUUUAAAUGAGAAAUAAUGUUAGAAAAAUACCUUAAGAAAUAGAAGAAUAAUUUAAUAGUAAUAUAGAAUUCACUAAAGUUUGGUCUUUAGAAGAUACAAUGUCUUUAUUUGAAACUAAAAUUAAAAUAAAUCAAUAAGAGGGAAUUAAUUAAAAUAGAAAUUUUAGUGAAAUGAAGGUUGGUCAAGGAUUACUUGCCUCUUAUUUCAUUUAAUAAUAGAAAUGA